Messenger RNA from Trichomonas vaginalis G3, 609 nucleotides. RefSeq lists its product as uncharacterized. The record is from RefSeq and is a predicted model, not a curated record. The transcript has a single exon. The coding region runs from base 1 to 609 and encodes 202 amino acids. NCBI's taxonomy places the organism in Eukaryota, Parabasalia, Trichomonadida, Trichomonadidae.
AUGACUUAUAUCAUUAAUAUUCCUGCACCAACUAUAGCAUUUGAUCCAAACUCGACGGUUUGCAGUGUACCUUUCAUAAAUGACAGUUCAUUAAUUACUUUAAGGGAUUCGACAGUAAAUGAAUCAUUAAAGGCGUCAUUAAUGAAAAUCAUUGAUUUUAAUUCAUUCAUGAAUACAUAUAAUUCAUUCAUUAAUGUUUCAUACACUUCUAAAGAAGGUAAGCCAAAAACUAUCGAUAAAGCGGUGUAUGAAAUAAAAGCAUCAACGACGAAAUUGAAUUCGUUAACUUUUGACGGUGAUAGUUUCGUUAAUGACAUAACAUCGGGGAAAACAAUUUUAACGAAAGAAUACUUAAAAUCUCAUGUUUGUGAGUUCGUUGAAAUUGAAAAAGAAGGUGGAAUUAAGUUCGAUCCACUGAAUUUCAUUUUCAGCUUAGCGAAUGCGGGUGUUAGUUUCGCUGAAUGGACAACUAUACAGAGUGAAAUAAACGCAAUAUGGACGUUUUUGGGGUCAAAAGCUGGAAUGGGUGAGCUUGUAAAUGCUGCAAGAACAUUAGGUGAAACGGGAAAUUUUGUAGAUGGUUUUAAAGACUUGUUUCAAAUGUUUUGA